CUCCCUUUUCUAACCGGUGCGGCCCUUUGCGCGGGGCUGGUAAUUCGCAGACGAUCCCUUGGCUUGACCGAGUUGGUUUGUUGUGGUGCCACGGUGUGCUUUUCCAGCCCGGCGAAGCAGACCGAGCUCCUCGCGAGAGGCGUAGCCGGCGGAGGUGCAGUUGGCCUGGAAAGGGCGCUGCCCGCAAAAAACAGAAAAAAAGAAAAAAAAGGGCCCGCUUAAAAGUAUCCCAUCGCGCAGGCAGCAUUUUGCAAGACGGUUCCCUCGGUAGCCGUGGUUGGAUGAUGGAGCGAAGCCCCGAGAUCUGAGCUGUGCACCUGCAGGUCAGAUGUGAAAUCUGAAGAUUUUGCUUCUCAUUCUGAUAACAGCAGCAACAAUCCUGUCCAGGCAAGGGACCUCAAGACAUUACUGCUGUUUAAAGGCAAGAGUCUGCUCCAACACCGAUUGUGGGAACUUUACUGAAGCCCAUUGAGCUAGAGAUAUCAAGGAAACCUUUUGCUAAUCAAGACCCAGGCAUCCCUCCUUCAUCCCCUGUUAUUCUCAAUAGCACGUGUUCAGGACUGACCCACUAAUCCUUGUCAGACUGACUACUAUACAAUGGCAAGCGUCGACCCUGGUGUCUGGAACCAAGCCUGAAUCGUGGGAUGACCCUUUGUUGGAUGAAAUGCCAUUAAAGCGAGCACAAAAGUUUCUGGGGAUGCUGAUUCCAAGGCCUGAAGUACUGCUAGUAAAGAGAAUCUCUCCUAAUCUCCACCUUCAAUGCUUCAGAUAUUGAUGGGGUAUUUUACACAGCAGAACUCCCUAAGAAACCACUGAUUUACAGAUGGACAACAUGAUCAUGACCACACCUUCAUCAGAAGAUACGAAUUCCGUCUCUCUGAAUGUUCUCACGUACCUGGAUAGUCUGACCAACAUUACAGAGGAGCAAUGCUUCAGCGCCCGUUCCCGCAGCACUGUCUUGCAAGGGCUGCCGUUUGGUGGUGUGCCCACAGUACUUGCUCUCAACUUCCUCCUUUGGAUGGUACUUCUCUUCAUCUUUUCCUGCCUUCGGAAAGCAGCUUGGGAUUAUGGGCGCCUCGCCUUGCUGAUGGAUAAUGACAGCCUGACAUCCCUCUUCUAUGGAGAACAAAGUGAAAAAGAGAAGUCCCCUUCUGAGAGCAGCCCCUUGGAUGCUGACAACAAAGAUGUGGGAUUCUGCUCCUGGCUUCUUUCAAUUUACCAGAUGAAAGAUGAAGAAAUUCAAAGCAAGUGUGGAAUUGAUGCCACAACCUACCUCUCUUUCCAGCGGCAUCUGCUGGUGCUGCUCUUGAUUGUCUGUGUGCUCUCUGUGGCUGUCAUCCUUCCCGUCAACUUCUCUGGUGAUCUCCUUGGAAAAAAUCCAGCUAAUUUUGGCCGAACCACAAUUGCAAAUGUUCCCAAAGAUGACCGUCUCUUGUGGCUGCAUAGUAUCUUUGCUCUCCUCUAUUUCAUCAUCACUGUUCUCUGCAUGACUCAUCAUUCCAUCCAAUUAGAGUAUAAGGAAAAUGAAAAGCUGGCCCGGACAUUGAUGGUUACCAAGAUUCCCAAAGAGAUCACAGAUACAUCUCUUGUUAUUAAACACUUCCAUGAGGCUUACCCAAGCUGCACAGUGACCGGUGUCCAGUUUUGCUCUGAUGUUCGCAGAUUGAUGAAGCUGGAUUCAGAGAGGCGCAAGGCAAUGAAAGGGAGGCUUUACUUCACAACCAAGGCUCAAAAGGAGGGGAAGAUUAUGAUCAAAAUCCAUCCUUGUGCUCGAAUUUUCUGCUGCCGUAUUUGUGGUUUUGAAGAGGUGGAUGCUGAGCAGUACUAUGGGGAGCUAGAGGAGAAAUUGACAGAUGAGUUUAAUGCUGAACGCAGCCGGAUUGCUCUCAAGCGUCUUGACAUGGCCUUCGUCACAUUCCAGGAUGAAAGAAUGACAGCCACUAUUUUGAAGGAUUACAGCCGCAGCCGCUGCCGCAAGCAUCCACAACAGUCAUCUGUUACUACAGUGGUGAAAUCCCAUUGCUGGAGUGUCAGCUAUGCCCCUGCGCCCAAUGACAUCAUCUGGGAGAAUUUAUCCAUUGGUGGUGCUUUGUGGUGGGUGAAAUUUAUCCUGCUCAACAUCUGCCUUUUCAUCCUCCUCUUCUUCCUCACUACUCCAGCCAUCAUCGUGAACACCAUGGACAUGUUCAACGUUACACGGCCUGUGGAGAGCCUCAAGAAUCCUAUUGUGACUCAGUUCUUCCCCACUCUACUGCUGUGGGCUUUUUCCGUGUUUCUGCCUUUCAUUGUGUACUACUCAGCUUUCUUCGAGUCACAUUGGACAAGGUCAAGUGAAAAUCAGAUCACAAUGCACAAGUGUUAUUUCUUUCUGGUAUUUAUGGUUAUCAUCUUGCCUUCACUUGGACUGACCAGUUUGGAUCUUUUCUUUCGCUGGCUAUUUGACACUCACUUUGUGGAUCAAGCAGAGAUAAAAUUUCAGUGUGUUUUUCUCCCCGAUAAUGGAGCUUUCUUUGUCAACUACGUCGUCACUUCCAGCCUGAUUGGGACAGCCAUGGAACUGUUGCGAAUCCCUGGGCUCAUUGUCUACGCCACGCGGCUCUGCUUUGCCAAAUCUGAACCUGAGCGGCUCCACAUCAAGCGGAAUCAAGCCUAUGAGUUCCAGUUUGGACUGGAGUAUGCCUGGACUUGCUGCAUAUUUGCUGUAGUGAUGACGUAUAGUAUCACCUGCCCCAUUAUUGUCCCCUUUGGUUUGCUGUACAUGCUACUGAAACACAUGGUUGACCGCUACAAUAUUUACUACGUCUACAUCCCGACCAGGCUGAACCACCGCAUCCAUUUGGCAGCAGUAAACCAGGUGGUGACAGCGCCCAUUCUCUGCAUGUUUUGGCUGCUCUUCUUCUCCAUUCUACGUCUAGGUUCUGUUCGUCCCAUUACCAUUUUCACCUGUGUGGUUCUUCUAUCCUGCAUUCCCUUUUCCUUCUUUGGUCUGUGCCUGAAGAAGUUUCAUCCAAGGAAACCUUCCAGCUAUCAGAUGUCAGAGCAAUCUGAUGGAGCUUUCAAUGAUACAGAAACAAGUAGCAUCUCUUCCACACCAAAUUCAAAUAUGUUUGUGGCCACUGUGCUUCAAGAGCCAGAAUUAAGCCUUACGCCAGCAGCUUCCCCAGCUCAUCAGUCUUAUGGCACAAUGGGCAGCCACCUGGACCAAGCAGAGAAUAUAGAGGAGGGUGACCUGCCAAGUUUUGAAGCAGAACUGGAAAACACAGAAGGCAAAUAUAGAACCGGACCCUUGCUGGACACCCAAACUCACUAUCAUUGAUUUUGUCCUGCCAAACCAAAGACAGAUGGACAGAAGUGUUGAAUCUUCAGAAUGCUGGAAAGAAGCAUCAUAACCCAAAAUCUAAAUUUCCCCGAGCUGCUAUAUCAGAUAGUUUGGGGAAAGAUCUGAAGUUGUAAUUUGGACCAGAACCAGUCAGGCAGAUGGAUGAUGGGCCUUUUUAAGUCCUGACAUCUCUGGUCAUGCUGUUAGAAUGGUGGAUAUAAAACAUUGAGAUGUUGAGCACAGAUACAGACGAUUGAGAUGUUCUGAAGAGGUAGUGUUCUUUCUAUCCUAUACACCAGCUGCUUGGCAGCAUGUUCUAUAUGUUACCUCUGUUCUGCUCCAGGUUGACAGACUGCCAUUGCUUGGCUCUUUCUGCAUCUUCUGGGUAAAUAAUCUGAAUUCACAGUGGUUCCAUAUGCUCUUCCCCCCUCUGCCAGUAUUUUGCUUUUUAAAAAGAAAUAUUUUGGCCAUAUGAAAAUAUUUCUCUAGCUUGAGCAAUUUUCUCACAGCAGCAAAAAGAAAGAAAGGACUAUUUUGAUUUGAUCAGUGCAAUGUCCAUAAUACCUGCGGUCCUUACUAUAAACCAUUAGUGAAAGGGAUAAAGACACAUGGAAUGUUGUGCAUCCUUGUUUAUACAUUCACGAUCACUGCAAGUCUCAGUAUAUUGCCAGCUGCAGAACCAACGGCCUAUAUUUCCUGAUAAUGCUUCUGCUGCAGUUCCUGCUUUUGUCCAAAUCCAUUGCCUCUAAGAAAGACUUCCCAUGCUAAUUUGGUUGAAGUGACGAGCCUAACUUGUCUUUGUUUUUUUAGGCCUGCAUUUGGCUGGUUGCUGGCUUGGCAAGCAGAAGAAUGCGAUGUUCCAAUUUUGUAUUAUUUUGGAUCAGAUGAGGUGGAAACUUCCCCAUUCCUGGCUCGACAACAGAUUUCAAUAUGGGAGAAGGGGAAAAAGGGUUUCUAGUGCUAAGAGGUAGAGCUAAGUGUAUAAAAAUCUGGCCCAGUUUCCUAUAAACCAGGGAUAGGAAAAGAUUUAUCAGACAACUUAAGGCAAGGUGAAAGGUUUAGCUUAUGUCAACCACAUACUUUUUCUUUAAUAGUGGAUUUAUUUGUACAGUUGAAGAAGAACCAGAUUUAAACACAAUUGUUUCCUAAUCACAUCUAGGGUGGCAUUAAGUUGAUAGUAGACACUGGAGUGAAAUGGCAGGCAGAGGUGAAAUCUCUGUCCUUAAAUAACACAUUGUCCUUUUUUGCACCAACAUUUUUGAGGUUGCCAGUCGCCAGCUGUCACAUGCCUAAAUUUGGCAAGUCCCAAAGAAGACAACCAAAUAACACAUAUGCUUUUCAGACUUGCUUUCUGUUUAAGACAUGUGCAUGGGAAUGAUUCAGUUUUGUUUCAAAGCCACCACUAUAAUACAACUCUUCUUCUAGUUAAACUGCCUCCCAACGUUAACCAGUUAGAUCGUGGUCAGGAAUUUGUGUACCUUUCCUCCAGCAGAGCUGUACUGUAAUCCCAGAAAGUAUCAUCGAAGGUGAGGGACACUGGAAGCUGGAGACACACAGGUCCUUCAAACUGCAUUAGGCAACUGUUUCUCACAGCAUCUUCCGCUAGUUCCUGGGUCUAAUGCAUUUGCACUUUCCUCUUGAACUGUGUUGUAAGAUCUACAAUGGAGCAGUCCACAAAUUUCUGAGAGAUGAGUAAUGCUAUUGAGGAAUAAGAGGGAGAGUUCAUAGGUGAUUUGCAGAAAAUCAUCACCCUCUUUUUUUUCACAGGAUUCUUAUGCUUUGAAUAAUUAUCAAUCCUGUAAGUAAUAAGCAAGUGAAAUGUUCCUAACUUAAUGGAUGUUAUAAAUGGAGAAAACACACUGCAUAGUACUAAAUUGCUCUGCUGAACAGGUUUUCCCUGAUAAAUGUUUUCCUGUUCUAUAAUAGUAAAUGAAACAAAAAGACAGAACACAGAAAUUUGACUAAAUGUGGAUUUCUCUUUCAAGUUUAAUAGAAAGCAGUCCUCAGGUCAGGAUGAAAUUUUCAGUUGGAAUAAGCAGACAAGUCCAUUUCUCUCCAAUGGAAGAGCCACCUGGAUUUUAUGUUCUUCAGCCAUUUCUGAGAUAGCAGAAUUCAAAAACUGAAGAAAUAUUGUCACUGAGAAAGAGAGCUCAGUAGACUAGUGAGCUCAGUAGAAGUUCAGAAAGGGGAAAAAAAUCAGAACAAGGACAUAGUAUCUGCCACGUAAUGUUCCUACUGCCUCCACAUGUGUAAAACAUUAGCAGAAAAAUGUAAUGUGCUAACGCUGGACUAAAAGGUGGCUGGUUUGUGUAUAGAACAGCAAUUCACCACAAACCAAAAUGUUCCUUUCUCUUGAGCUUCACCAAGGAUAUUCUUUGUCUCAGUAAAUAUCAGUGCAAUGGAGCAGAAUUUCCAGGAUCAUUUAACAUUACCGUGUUUGGAAGAAAUUCAUAACUCAUUGCUUUCUUUACCUUUAAGGAAACAGGGAUUAUACAGUGACAAAUAGAAGACAUAGUUUUGGGAUCUUGGAUCUCCACUAUGUCUAGUUGCUUUACUCAGGCUGGAUCAAUUCAAGAAUUCAAAAGAAUGCCUGAUUUGCAUAAUCCAAGGCUGGUUUAGGGCAGGGAGGGAAAAAAGCAUCCUAAACAUAAACCUUAUAAAUUAAACUUUCACCUAAAAAUACUCUUAAACAAGAGUAAUUUUGAAAGCACUGAGAAUUGCUGUUGAGUAUCUUCAGUGAUUGAUUCCAUUAUGGUACAAUCCUACACUUCAGAAUUGCCUGUAACUUUUGACAUUCCAGAGGCUAUUGGUCUAUAAUGGUCAUAAGUUUUCCAAAUGGGUCAUGCUGUCUAGACUAGUUGGGAAGUGGAAUUCAGCACCAUCCAAAAGCACACAUUAGUUGUCCCUACUUUACACAUUUAACUUGAGAUAAACAUUUAAAAAAAACACCAUUGGGUGUGCUGUUAAAUUGGCAAAGGCUAUAUUGUAUGGUAAGUGUAUUUUCACUUAUAAAUAAUUAUGCUACAUUUAGAGGGAGGGAAAUUGGACCUGAAGAGAACUGAAGAUUUAAAGAAGGAAGAUUUAAUUUUUCCCUUUCGGCCCUUUUCCCCAUUUAAAUAUGAUAGGCAUAAUACCAUAAUUGCUGUAGGCUGAGAGGAAGAAGACUGCUUCUCAUAAACUAAGAAACCUUAUUUGCAAGGAAUUGGCAGCUUCCUAUAGAUCUAUCAUAAGGACGUGUUACUUGAAUUUUACUUAUAUGCCCUACGUAGCUUGGGCACAAGUACAUUAAAAUCAGCCUUCCUUGACUUGGCAUUGUAACACGUUACCUGGGAGUUCAGCCCAUUCGUAUUUGGAAUAUAACUCAGUGGGGAAAAUCUACAAUAAAAAAUACAGAUGUGAGUAUUUUGUAGAGUAUCCAUCAACCCCCAAGUCUGAAUCUCAAUCCUUAUGCAUGCAGUGUUCAUGUCUCUUCUUGGCUUGCUGAAUUUUACCAAUGUUCUGCAUUUGUAGGGCUCACUGAACUAUAAACUAGUCAUAAAGACUGGGACUAAAAACAGCCCCCAUUUUCAGUCUCCUCCUUUGCGGACCCUCAAGUGUACUGGACUAAACCUCAAAGAAGCAGAAGACAUCAGUUCAACCUGCUGCUUCUGAACCCUCCAAAAUACAAUCCAUGCAGCAAUCUCUUGUAUCAAGUGAGUGCAUAGAAAUUUGAGCUCAUUGUAGAAGGCCCAUGAAUAAUCCCAUAUCUCUCAUUUAGACAUGCAAGGAAAUGGAGACAUUACUGCCCAUUUUUAGAAGCAGCAUAAGUGGCUGUAUAUUUUUAAAAUGUCCAGAUUAUUAAGGAGUUCAAAGUGUGUCUUGAAGCAAAAGAAGAAGAAAGGUUUAUAAUGGCAAGAUGAGGUGGGGGCAACAAACUUAAGACAGAGCAGAGAACAUGUGGAGAUGAAUUCUCUUAACUCUGGUACAAUUUCACACACCACAGUAAGGAAUUAUGCCAUACUGAUUAGUUUGCCCCAAUCGCUGAGGGCAUUACAAGCAAGACCAUCAAAUUAAGUGUUUCAGGAACCACUAAUACUGCUAUUCCAGAUACAAUUGCUACAGAACUCCAGAUUGCCUUAGCAGAAAGCUCAAAGACCUGUGUAUACAACUAUUGGUAUACAUUAAUCUUCCUUAUGCUGGAGUCUUUAAUAGGCCCAGCAUUAUUAUGCCCCGGGACUUCAAAUAGAUAUUGUUGAUAAUGGAAUGGAAUGAAAUGGAAUGGAAUGGAAUGGGAAUGGAAAGAAUAGAAUAGAAUAGAAUAGAAUAGAAUAGAAUAGAAUAGAAUAGAAUAGAAUAGAAUAGAACAGAACAGAACAGAACAGAACAGAACAGAACAGAGUUGGAAGGGACCUUGGAGGUCUUUUAGUCCAACUCCCGGUUUAAGCAGGAAAUCCUACAGCACUUCAGACAUGGUUAUCCAAUCUCUUAAAAACUUCCAGUGUUGGAGCAUUCACAACUUCUGGAGGCAAGUUGUUCCACUGAUCAGUUGUUCUGUCAGGAAAUUUCUCCUUAGUUCUAAAUUGCUUCUGUACUUGAUUAUUUUCCACCCAUUGCCACUUGUCCUGCCCUCAAAUGCUUUGGAGAAUAGCUUGUCUUCUUUGGGGUAGCCUAAAAAUCUACAUGGGUAAAUGGCCUAAAACUGAAUUCUAAAGUAAGGCUCCCUGCAUCAGACCGUUCUUAUGUGUAGAGCCAUUACGUAGGUAUGCCUAUGUUGCUGCUCUUGUUUGACUUCUACAUUUUCCACAUAUAGAAAUAUUAGCCUUCACUCCCUUGCAGAGAUGCACUGGAGAACUUACCAGGUCUGCAAACUAAGAUAGUACUUUCAUAAUGACAUUUUCCAGGAUGGAGAAGAAAGUUGUUUGUGCUUCUAUUUGACCAUGACAGGUUAAGAGUAGCAUAAAGUGACCCAAUGUAUCUCAGAAAUCCAUCCACACACAGGCCCUGCUUUUCUUUGAUCCACUACUGUGCCAUUUACUCCUGCUUCCAGAGAGGCCUUCCAGCAUGGUCACUUUCAUUUCCCAUGAAAUGAACUUUGCCUGUUCACAUGCUAAAGUAGCAAACAUCCAGUCAUCUCCUUUCUUAGUUGCUCUUAUUUCACAAAUGUCUGUGGAUUAAAAAAAAUGGUGUCUUCAGGAAAGAGAUCUCUUGUCAUUUCCUGGACCGACUUCCAUUGGAAUAUAGCAAGAGUUCUGGAUGCUGUUUAUAUUUACUGGUAUGACUGUGCCUUAAAUUACGUCACCCAUGGCCCUUGAACUACAUCUUUUAAUAUGAGUUGAGCAGUACAUUUUAUCAUGGAGUAAUACAUGAACAGAAACCCUUCUGAAGCUGUUUUCUUUGGAGAAUCUUAUUUUGCUUUAUUCGGUAGGAUACUGAAACAUCAAUGUAUCAAGUAUAAGAGCUCCAAUAGUUCUGCUUAGUUAACUCUUUAAAAAUCAAACUUCUGCUUCAAUGGAAAUUAUUGGAAAAUCACAGUCUAAUCCAUAAAUGAACUGUGGUAGAAGACACAUAAAAGCAGUAGUAGAACAAUCUACCGGUACAUCAGUUCUCUAUGGUACCUGGCUUUGUUAAAGGUUUUGCAUAACCAAUAGAACCUGGGGGUGGGGGAAUCAUCAUAAUCUUGCGGUGUAGAUAUUGUUGAUGUUGCACUGUUGCUGAAUUCUAGCCAGUGAUGAUGUCUAUCAAGCUAUUACAUUCUAUCUCCUUUUUUUCCUCACUUUCUAUUAAUCUUCCUGUGUAUGAUUUGAUAGGCACCAUGUAGAGUGCCAAGCUAGAAUAGGUCAAAGUUGGGUCAGGUACAAUACCCAUCAUACAAAAAAUUGAACAGUAUCUUUCAAGCAGGGGUGAAAUGCUCCCAGUUCGCACCGGCUCCCCCGAUUAGGUAGCGAUGGCAGCUGCUGGUUCGGAGGACCGGUAGCAAAAAUCCCUGGCCCCGCCCCCCUGCCUCUGCUGAGCCGCACCAUCAGCAGACGGGUUUUUUUUAACUUUUAAAAGUUUUUCUUCAGCUGAAACAUGCCUUGAAAAGUAAAAAAAAAAAACAACCCUCUGAUGAUCACGGGGCUGAGCAGAGAUCAUCAGAACACUUUAAAAGUUUUUUUUUUUAAAAACCCUUCAGCCAAAGGGGGGGGAAAAAAAGAAAAAAACCGGAGGUUUUAAAAGCCUCCUCUGGCGAUCCCAGAGGAGUUUCCUGAUUCUCACAGGUUUUUAAACUCACUUUUUAACAGCUCCCACUUACAAGAGCCCCCACCCAAGCCCAGCCAAUUCUCCCUCCUCACUUACCUAUAAUUACUGCUCUUUUGGGCUGGCAACUGCAUGUUUUCUUCAGCUACUGAAGGAAAAAAAAAGCUUGCUUUGACUUCCUGCUUUGCUGGCUGAGGAACUCUGGGAUUUGAAGUCCACAAUAAAAUAAAAUAAAAUAAUAAAAUAAAAUAUUUGUGCAGCUUUCUGAGAUUUGGGGUGUUUCUGUAGUGUUUCACUCUAACUACACAAACAUACAAAAUCUCAGAAAGCUGUAUAUGGCAUUUUGUGAAUGUGUGUGUGUGUGUGUGUGUGUGAGUUGUGUGUGUAUAAAGUGUGAAAGUUGGUUUUUGAGCUUUUUGUGGCUGUGUGAAGUGUGAAGUGUGAAGUGCAGCUGCUUUUACAUUGUGUGUGAGUCAGUUGUGUUGUGUGUGUGUAAAGUGUGAAAGUUGGUUUUUGAUACCUCUUAUUGUUUUUUAUACUUUGUUUAUUAUUUUUAUUAUUUAUUGUUAUUGGCCAUGCCCACUCAAUCACCUGACCACCAAGCCAUGCCCACCAAUUAUGCCAUGCCCACAGAACCGGUAGGGAAAAUUUUUAGAUUUCACCCCUGCUUUCAAGCCUAUCAUGAACCCAUGAUAUCUGAUCAUAAACAUUUCUCAUUUAUUGAUUUCACAGUAAAUUUCUAGCACCAACUUUGAUGGCAUCAUUUCAGCCCCAUCCUUUCCCACUUAAACUUCAUUGUAGGCGCAAUCUCCUUUCUCACAUGCAUACUAAAGAGGAGAAAGCCUUUAUACAACCAUUUUUCCUCAUUCAAUUAAUGAAUCAAGCUAGAAAUACUUCUACAAUGAACAGCUUUAUUAAAAUUUCAGGGCUGUCAAGAGAGUCUGAAAUUUCCUGAAAUGGUUCUGCUAAAUAAGGCAAAGGGUUAGGAAUUAGGAAGUUCUGUAUUUCUCAGAAAGCAGAGGUAGGAGGAAAAUUGCACAGAGAAAUUGUACAAAGGGAGGAGGGGAUAGAGUAAGUCUUGAGUAAUUCUUGCAUGCAACUGUAACCCCACCCUAGCAAUCUUACACAAUUCUGCCUUUAGCCAAAAUGUGCCCAGAAAGACAUGUAACCUUAGAAUAAAAUUUACAAUUUUUUGUUUUUUGUUUUAAGGUGUAUAUUGUAUGGUUUUAUUACUUGGCUGUACACCGCCCUGAGUCCUUCGGGAGAAGGGCGGUAUAAAAAUCUAAAUAAAACUAAAACUAAAAAACAAGGAAGAGCUACAAGGGGUUACCUACUUCACAUAACAGUCCCCAAUUCUCCCAUACAGUAUUCUUUCCUAGACUGUUUUGCUAUUCUAACACCAGUACAUAAUUGAAAUAAGCAGUAGGAAUAUAUUGCCAUCCCCAUUAACCUUUAUGAGAUUGAGGUCAAAUAUCUACUGCUUUAAAUCUUAUUUGAAUUCCCCAAGCAAUAUGGAACCUUGGGUAAACAUAUACUGUAUAUAAAUUCUAAAGUUGCUUGACUCCAAUAAGAGCAGAGACAUUCCCUAUUGGAAAAGGUAUUCUGUCACUAUUCCAAGGGAAGUGGACAAUUUAACUUUUUUCUCUGAAAAGCCAAGAGCUGGAGAUCGUGGGUUCAUUCAAAUGCUUCCUAGAAGUUAACCCAGCUGCAGAAGGGAUGGAAGUAGCAACAUCAUUAAUCUAUAUUGUUCUGAUUUUAAGACUCCUUAAGUCCUCUAAACUUAGUGAAGCUUAAAUUAUUAAGUACAACUUAUGCUAACCUAAUAAUGCGGUGAUUAUAACACCCAAUUACUUAACAAAGGAACAAUCAGAAUCCAAUUACACUAGAAGGGAGAUCUCUAAAGAAAGAAACAAAAGGCUGUAAAAAAUGAGGUGGGCGGUACAGUAAUUCUACCAAAACAAAUGGGAAAAAUCAGACAAUAGACCCUUGUGGACCCAUGAAACAAGCAUAAUUAAUGCAUCAAACAAGAUUUCCACUCUCUCAACAACUACACAUAAUGCCUGGGAGAAGCUCAAGCACAAUUCAAGGAGUUCUCUACCUCAGAUGGUAACUCGGAGAUGUGCCUGCAAAAGUGUAUUCCCAUUUAGAAGUCCUUACCUUUGCAACAAAGGUCUAGGAUAAAGCCUGAUGGAUAUUAGACUAUCUUCUCAAUUUAGUAAAAUGCUCUUCUGAAUAUUUAAAUUGCUGUACUAUAAAACCGGAAUCGCCAUUAAAACAAUCCUUUGCUUGCUUGAA
Messenger RNA from Ahaetulla prasina, 11830 nucleotides. It is a transcript of the gene TMEM63C, whose product is annotated as transmembrane protein 63C. Lineage: Eukaryota; Metazoa; Chordata; Lepidosauria; Squamata; Colubridae. The record is from RefSeq and is a predicted model, not a curated record. Gene Ontology annotation, molecular function: calcium-activated cation channel activity. Gene Ontology annotation, cellular component: plasma membrane. Bases 824 to 3316 code for a protein of 830 amino acids. The transcript is spliced from 27 exons.